AUGGAAAACUCAAGAUUCAAGAAUGCCCCGUAUUUUAGUUGUGAGAAGGUGUGCCAGAAAUGUGAAACAUGUAUCUUGGCCUGGAAAAUCUUCUCUACCAAAGAGUGGUUCCUACGUAUCAGUGAGGUGUCUCAGAGGAGGUUCCUAGUUAGUAUUUUGAAGCAGUUAGACAGUUUAUAUUUGUUACACUAUUUCCAAGACAUGCUUCAGCUCACACAGGGAAAAGCUUUCAUCUACAGCAGGUCCCGAAUCCACAUCAGCAAGAAGGAAGGGAAACUUGUGAAGUUCUCUUUGAAUCAAAUGUUGGAGAAAACAGUGGAACAGAAGAUGAACGAAAUGCUGUCCUGGUUUGUGAGCUGCACCCCCCGGACUAAGAGAAAUUACACACUCUCGCUGUUGCAGAUGUGUGAGCCCAGGUUACUGCUCACUGCUGCUGAUGUGGUCAGAGUCCUGAGAGAGCGGAACAGUGUCCUAGGGCUUGAGAAAGACUCCACAGAUGUGUUUUUCUUCCUAGAGAAAGACUGCAACCUCCAAUCUGAGAUCUCACAUAUUCAUUGGGCAACCAGAACCAGGCAACUAUCCUUUCCUCAGUCCAAAAGUCCAGGAAACGAAAGCUCAUCUGAAAACGUGGGAGAAGAAGCAUUUAUUCCUGAGGAACAAUGGAUGAGUUCGCUUCAGUGUAUUGCCGAGCUGAAUAAGCCGUUUUCCAGAAAACCAUCUGUGACCAAGGCAGGCGGCCUUCCCCUCAACCUCCUGCUUGACAUGGAUACUGUUAGAGAUCUAUCUUCAGGGUUCAGCCAAUAUCGGGAUUUUAUCUGCCUUCUGCCCGUCCACAUCUCAAAGUACAUUCUAAGUAUGCUGGGGUGGAGCUCUGUGCUGCAGGUGGAUGAGCUAUUGAGGAAGCCCACCCAGGGGAAAGCCUUGUGGGAUAUAGACACAGGGAAGUGCCUGAAGACAGUCAAACACAAAGACCCCAUCUUUGCCACCAGGAUCAAUGACACCUACAUCGUGAGCAGCUGUGAGCGAGGGAUGGUCAAGGUGUGGCACGUUGCCACUGCCCAACUGGUAAAGACUCUCAGUGGCCACGACGGAGCAGUGAAGUGCCUGUGCUUUGAUCAGUGGCACCUUCUCUCAGGAAGUGCUGAUGGCCUGGUCAUGGCCUGGAGCAUGGUGGGAAAGUAUGAGAGAUGCCUAAUGGCCUUCAAGCAUCCUAAGUUAUCUGACCAAUUACUCCUGACUGUCAAUGCCCUGCAGCAAGCCCACAGCUCAGGGUCAUUUGCUUAUCCUGGGAGACCCAAAGCCCAAGUCAUUGAUGCCCAGGGUCCUUCCAUCUCCCAUUCGAGGAAGUUUCUGAGUUUCAAAGGAAAAUCACUCCAGCAUGCCGUUGAAGAGUUGAGGACCAGCAACCCCACCACAGGAGUGAAAAAAACUACCGUGCCGCUAGAAAUACAGAAACUGAAGCCCAUUCUCAAGAAUUCUUUGCACAGUUCCAGAAUUCAGUCCACCAUACCCCAGCCUAUGAUUAUCCGCCCCAGGCUCUCUGGCAGCUUCAAAGGCAAAGACCGAGUGCCCAGCUGUCUUGAAGGGGCAGCGCGCAGUGCUGGCCACUUGACCAGCAUGCACGUCAUCAGACAGAACCGCAUGGCUGCUCCACGAGUGGACACAGUGACCCAGUCUCUCAAAAAAGAACGGCCUCACUUCUACACAGCCCUCAAUCCCUUUAGAAUGAACACGGGGUUCAGGCUGUUGACUACGAAGGAGGAGAAAGAGUACAGGGAAGCCAAGAUGAAGGAAUAUCAGGCAAGUGAACCCACCGUGGUAGUCGAUCCAGAAAAAGCCAGCAAAACGGCCUGGCUCAGGAAAAUCAAAGGCCUGCCUAUAGAUGAUUACAAGAAGCAAGGGAAAAUAGCAGCCCCUGAACUUGGACAAAACACAUUUAUCUGA
Messenger RNA from Chrysochloris asiatica (Cape golden mole), 1944 nucleotides. RefSeq names its product F-box/WD repeat-containing protein 10-like. Lineage: Eukaryota; Metazoa; Chordata; Mammalia; Afrosoricida; Chrysochloridae. The transcript has 7 exons. The record is from RefSeq and is a predicted model, not a curated record. Bases 1 to 1944 code for a protein of 647 amino acids. Gene Ontology annotation, molecular function: protein binding.